This is a messenger RNA of Zingiber officinale, 1788 nucleotides long. Its product is annotated as transcription factor bHLH77-like. Gene Ontology annotation, molecular function: protein dimerization activity; DNA-binding transcription factor activity. Bases 350 to 1531 code for a protein of 393 amino acids. Gene Ontology annotation, biological process: regulation of DNA-templated transcription. Gene Ontology annotation, cellular component: nucleus. The record is from RefSeq and is a predicted model, not a curated record. Lineage: Eukaryota; Viridiplantae; Streptophyta; Magnoliopsida; Zingiberales; Zingiberaceae. The transcript is spliced from 7 exons.
AAAGCCUUGAGCUUGACUGCUUGACAUGGGCAGCUUAAGGCCUUCCUUCCUUGCUUCUUCUUCUUCUGCCCUUUUCAAAAACCUCUGCUUUCUCCGCUUUCUUUUCCCGUCGUCUUUCUGGAUUUUCCUUCUCGGUGUUGCCGCAAAGCUCUCUCCUUUCUUCGUCUUUGUAGCUUUUGAUCCUUUGGCUUUGCCAAAGUAGAGAUUUUGCUUUCUUUUUUUUUCUCAUUCAUUUGUGGUGCUUUGCCGGAAAGACUGCCCAUUUCUGGGCAAGCAUACUUUCUCGUCGUUUCUGCUUGCUUUUGUGGCGAUUUUCUUCCGGAAAGGAGCGAUUUUCACCUCGCCGGAGAUGUUCCGCGGUGGGCCGGAGCAGAUGCUCGACCUGAACUGGAACCAGGGAGUGGAACCGACCGGUGGCCGCCUCGUGAACACGUCGGCCGACCCCGUUGCCUUCCACAAACUCGUGGGGGGAGAAUUAGCCGGCGGCGAUGCGGCGUCCCGGCCUCGAUCACGCCCGGUGGGUGUUCGACUUAAUUCCCCAACGAAACUCAAUCGGUUCCUCCACCAUCCGCAAGCCGGAGUAGGAGGCCUUCCUUUGUCAGGAAUUCCGGUGCCGGCGGCGCAUUUGGAGCAGCGGUUCUCUGACGGCAGGACGUAUGGCCAUCUCCCAGCCCAGUUUAGGCUGCCGGAGAGAAGAAUGGAAGCUUCGGCAGAGGGCAGAUUACAGUUGGAAAAUAAUGGUGAAUUGAUGUGUGGAAGGGCGGAAUCCUCUGUGUCUGAUCCAUCUGCAAGUGGAGAAGCAGGUUUAGGGGCCCCUGCAAAGAAACGGAAAGCGGCUAAGAAAGGCAAAGUAAAGUUGGCAGAGGAAGAGGAUACAAGCCCAAAGCGAAGUCGAUCGACGGAACUUAAACCAAAGGACGAGAAGAAUGAAGGGAAAAGUAGUAAUUCAAAGUCUCCUGAGCCUCCUAAGGAUUACAUCCAUGUCAGGGCAAGAAGAGGUCAAGCAACAGAUAGCCAUAGCCUUGCUGAGAGGGUUAGAAGAGAGAAAAUAAGCCAGAGGAUGAAGUUGCUACAAGAUCUUGUUCCUGGCUGCAACAAGGUUACCGGAAAGGCGGUCAUGCUCGAUGAGAUUAUCAACUACGUGCAGUCGUUACAGUGCCAAGUUGAGUUCCUAUCUAUGAAGCUGGCCACUGUGAAUCCACAAUUAGAUUUCAACAAUGUGGCAAGUUGCCUUCCUAAGGAUAUGCAUCAAGCUUGCGGAACUAUGCCAAACUCAGUUUACUCGAUGGAGACUUCAGAGGUGCCGGCGCCAUAUAUUAACCAACCUCCACAAGGAGAUCCCAUGCAUUGUGUCUUGCCUAAUGGCAUGGAAACCCAGAGCUCGAUCGAUAUGCUAGACUUGGUGUACCACCACAAUCUCAGCACACACCACCCUUUCAUUUCUGGAUUUGAGAGUGUGUCGUCUCAGCUAGGUGCUUUCUGGGAGGAUGAUCUACAAAAUGUUACUCACAUGGACACAGGACACGACUAGGUGAAUUCCAUUUUCCCCUGAUGCUUUUGUACAUAACUCAAGGAGAAUCCCUGCAAGAGAUUAAUUGGCUCAUCUCUGAGAAGAUUGCCAUUUAUUUAUUUAUUUUCAUUGUGUAAUUUGAUGAAGUCAAGAGAUUUAGGAUCCUAAUGUUGUUCUACCACUAUUAAUAAUUCAUUUAGCUUCUUAUCAAAUUGUAUUAUUGUUAUUAUUAUCAUUCAUUUGAUGCCAAUAAAAUAAUAUGGUGUGCUUUGCUUAUC